Rotaria sp. Silwood2 is the source of this 555-nucleotide messenger RNA. The record is from the annotation of a GenBank genome assembly. NCBI's taxonomy places the organism in Eukaryota, Metazoa, Rotifera, Eurotatoria, Philodinida, Philodinidae.
AUGUCUUACGAUAUGACAACUGGUAGUGCAAAGUUUGAACGAAUGACAAAAGAAGAAAAAUUACGUUUUUGUCAAGAUCUUAUUAAACAAGCUGCUAAUUUAACUAAAUCGUCAGAUUUAAGUGGCGUACAUUCGACAGGAAGUAAGUCUAGUGUUAGUGGUGUACGUUCAACAAGCAAAUCAAGUAAACGACCAGCUUCAACUAGUGGUACUCUAUCAAAAAAAACUAAGAGUGGAACAUUAAGUAAAGAUGAAAAAUCAAAAAUGUAUGGUAAAUCAACUGUAACUAAACAAUCAACAUCAAAAUCUGCAGUCAAAUCACCAACAUCGCAUAAUCCACCAAAAUCGAAGACCAGUUUUCGUCAGCAUUCUUCGGUUCGGUCAGGAGAUAACAAAUCAAAAUCGAAGGCCGAUAAUAAAAAAUCUUCUGUACGUACAGGUGUUAAAACAGGUAGUACAGUUGGUAUUCAAUCAAGUAUGAAAACAGGUAAUAAUGAUUUCAAAUUUUCUAUGAAAGAAAUUGUUUUCUGUUUUUUUCUUGUGUUUUGGUGUUAA